AUGGAUAAAAGUUCUCAGCAUUUGCCGCAGCCGCUUGAGCCUAGGCUUCUUCUCUUGGACAUUGGUAAUUUUCAUAAAGGCUAACAUCAGUAAUACACAUACCAGAUUCUUCACAAUACUCGUCAGUGUAUUUGCAAUCAUCAUCUACAUCACAGAAUCGAAUAUCAAGUGUCUUUGGUCCACAAUAAGGUUCUAAUACCUUUCCCAAUGUAAUUAGUGCCAAAAACUGCAAGAGUACACAAAUGA
Molecule: messenger RNA, 246 nt
Organism: Stylonychia lemnae
Lineage: Eukaryota; Ciliophora; Spirotrichea; Sporadotrichida; Oxytrichidae
Source: the annotation of a GenBank genome assembly